CUAGUCUAAUUUAGGUUUAAUAAAUAUAAUGGAAAAUAACUAUAACGCAGUUGCAUUAAAAAUUUAAUGACAAUACCGAUUAAGUAUCUGUUGCUGUAAAUUAAAAAUACGUUAAUAAUCGUAUCGUUUUUCCAAUUAACGGAAAGAAAAAUGUUGAUAUUUUACUAGUGCAUUGCAAGCAUCAAACUCGGCCGCAGUUAUUCCACAUUAUAAAACUCGUUGAGAGACUAACUCUCGGGCGCGUAAAACAAAAAUAUCUUAUAUUAGAAUAGACAAUUUAUUGGAUCAAACAUCAGUGAUCGAUUUUGCAAGCCAGGCAGUGAACGUUACAACUAUUUGAUGUGAAUAAAAGUGAAUAUCAUUUUACAACAGUUGUUGAAUGCAUUUUGGGUAUUAUACAAUAAUAUAUAAAGAUGGGAUGUGAGUUAACUAAAUUAGCAGCGUCGGAGAUCAACCAUGAUGCAAUUGAUCGACCACCGCCACCGUCCGAUCCACGGUCGCCGUUGACGGCGAAACAACAGUACUGCAUGCUGGCGUCUUGGAAAGGAAUCUUUAGACAGAUCGAGAAGACGGGAAUUAUAUUAUUCGUGAAAUUAUUUGAAGAAAACCAAGAGCUACUAAACUUGUUCGAGAAAUUCAGCGAAUUGAAGACUAAAGAAGAACAAGUGAUGUCCACGGAAUUAGCAGAGCACGCCAAUAAAGUGAUGCAUACCCUGGACGAAGGCAUCAAGGGUCUGGGUGAUGUAGACUCAUUCUUCGCGUACGUGAGGCAUGUAGGUGCUACACAUCAUCAAGUACCAGGAUUCAAAUCUGAAAAUUUUUGGAAAGUCGAGAAACCAUUCCUGGAAGCUGCGAAAACGACCCUCGGGGACCGAUACACGCCUAAUAUCGAGAAUAUAUACAAACUGACUAUAAAAUUCAUAUUAGAGAAUCUGGUGAAAGGCUACGAAGAUGCCAAAGUGGAUAAUGUUGCUAGUCAAACUUGA
Messenger RNA from Achroia grisella, 986 nucleotides. RefSeq names its product neuroglobin-like. Gene Ontology annotation, molecular function: oxygen binding; heme binding. The record is from RefSeq and is a predicted model, not a curated record. NCBI's taxonomy places the organism in Eukaryota, Metazoa, Arthropoda, Insecta, Lepidoptera, Pyralidae. The transcript has 3 exons. The coding region runs from base 414 to 986 and encodes 190 amino acids.